AUGCAAAAACUAAAGUGCUCUGAUUGCAUCAGAAAAUGACGUUUUUAAAAACUGCAGCCAGAAAUGCUAGAAACUCUCAGCGAUCAGGGAGCAUCAAUGGAAUGAAGUAGUUCAUGUUUCAGAUGUGAGACCCUUUAUGAGAGAGAAAGUACGUUUUUUCAGUUUCACCCAUCUUCCCUGUUACUGAAACUAGUUUGUUUUCUCUGAGCCUGAAACUUGAACUCAGUUUUUCUUUUCAAGGAUGUUAACUGACCUGAUAGUUACUAGAGCUGGGUGCAGAAAUAUGGAGAAACGUAAGAGCCAUAGAUUUGUAGAAGAUUUAGCAAGCCCCAAAUCUGACUAGCUUUAAAGAACAUUUCGAAGGAUCGAGUUGGUGGCAUUUAAGACUUUAUCUGGCUUCAGCACUCAUUGUAAAGACUACCACCCCGAAUCGUCACCGAGCAGUGUUCUCCAGAAAUGUUGCCUGUCCCACAGUUAUUCCAGCGUUUUGCGUCUAUCUUCGAUGUAAACCAGAAUCUGCAGUUCCCUCCUGCACAUUUCUACUUUUUUUCGAGCCAGUAUGUUACAUUGGUACAAAGAGCCUACUACAUCCACCUUGAGCAAUUGCAGGUUUAGUGUCGUUUCGUUUUGUUCACGUACUGAUAGAAACUAUAUAACAUAUUUAUCGCAUUCUUUCAAACAGGUUUUAGCUGUACAAAUUCUUCAUCACGUUAAUUGAAAAUGCAGUUUUCCACGUGGAUCUCUGUGAGAGUUAAAGGGGCGGAGAUAAAGUUUUGACUGGCUCGCACUACGCCACCUAUCCCAGAACGUGUUGUGUAUUUUACCAGACGAAGUCUGCUCGAAGACGCCCGCCAAGAGAUCCUGAGAAUCGGCCCGUGGAAGCGCCGAAAUUUAGCACAGUUCGGAGUCAAGUUCCCAAUUCUCCGCAAGUCUGGUGUUAGCUUAACUACUCGUCGAAAAUAAAUCCGACGAAGGGACGAAACGAAGCAUUUACAAGCAUUAUUACAAAAACGGAUAUCUGGAAUAUAACCUUCAGGGGCAUUAUUGCCGUUGACUGGAUUUCAAAGGUCAACAACUUUAUUGACUCGGGUGCAUUAAAUUAGAACACGAAGCAAGAAUUGGAGAAAAAUGGCUGCAAUGGAUAACGACGCUUCAUGAACUGUAAUUUUAUCUCGCAUUUGACUCGUUGCUUAACAUUAUGCUGAAGGUCUAGGCUCCGGCUUUGAAGAAUUAAUUUGGCUUUUAUGGCAGAGAGCUGAAGACUGUUCGCCCAGCGCUAAUAUCCAAGAAUUCCAGUGUACCCGCGUUGUCGUCACUUAAAUUUGGAAAAUGCCAAUCCUGAAACAGCUAGUGGCCAGCUCCAGCCAGUCUAAACGCCGCUCCCGUGUGGACUUGACUGCAGAUAUGAUCAGUGCACCCCUAGGAGAUUUCCGCCACACAAUGCACGUGGGUCGUGGAGGUGAUGUAUUUGGAGACACUUCGUUCCUUUCGAGCAAGGCUGGAGCUACAGCUUCUGCUCCUGCUGAAGCAACCCCUAAACCAGGUUUACUCUCUCGGAAGUUCAGAAGCAGCAGCAAGAGAUCUCAGUCAGUAACACGUGUUGAUAAGCAAGAUGUACUGACGCAAAGUGAUUCUGCUAUCUUUGUGAAAAAUGCAGUAUCUCUUCCUCAGCUAAAUGAAAAGUCUGAGGAACCUAGUAAUCAAUUGGCUAAGAGUCUUUCAUCAAGCCCUUUAAAGAAGCUUGCAGAUGAAAAUAUGGAAAAUAAACCCGUUAAUGGGGCUGCCAGGGUGGUUGAAAAUAAAUCCACAGAGUAUCAAGAUGAGAGAGAUUUUGGAGACAUCACAGACCUUCCUACUUCACUCUCCAGUGGUGGGUUUCCACUAAAACAUGCUGAAUCCAUCAUGUCCUUCCAUGUUGAUCUUGGUCCUUCGAUGCUUGGUGAUAUUUUAAGUGUUAUGGAGAAAGAUACCUGGGAAAGUAGUAAUCUUGGUUUGGGAGAUGCCAAGGAAGGUGAAAGUUUGCAUUCACAGAAGAUGACGACAGAAAAGUUUGUGGGAGAUCCCUCGAGGGCAACAACUGCUUUGGCAAGUACUGUUAAAAGUAUUGCAUAUAGCCCAGGUUCUGCAAAUUGUUUAUCACAAGGCACUGGCUCUGUGUCAAGUUUGGCAUCUGGGACAACUGAAGACAUGCAAUCAGUUUAUGAAGGAGUUAGCCAUGGAAAUACAGACUGCAUGAAAGAUAUAGAUGAAUCUACAGAUGGCCUCGGAGAGGAAGGGAAUGAAGGUGAGGAAUUUACCUUCAUGGAUGAAGAGGAUGAAAUCCGUGUGUAAAACUGCCCUUCAAAAUGAUUUGAGUUAAAGAGCAAGAUGAAUUUGCCUGAUCUAGCAUUUGUUGAAUUAAUGAAGCACGGCAGGAUUGCACUAGACUUCACACCACAGACUCUUCUUCCGGUAAUAGAAGCUGUAACCAAAAUUCUCCAAUGCACACAGACUAGCAGUGUCUGCAGAUACUCAUCAUGACUAGUUGCUUGUUUUGGUUUACACGAAUAAACUAUGUAAAAUGCACAUCCCAUACAGUGUAAGUAAUGUAUGUACUAUCUUUUGUAGAUCGUGCAUUACCAUUAUUGAUCUUGUAUUAUAAUUGUUGACUGUAGAUGGUGAGAUGAAAAAUGGCUUGCCUCAAAAUAUGUAAUUUGUCUACUUUUUGUUUCAGUGGUCUGCCUUGCCUUUAGAACCCUGGUUUAAGGUGCUCUCGCAUUUUCAAUUACCACCACCUUCCUUCCUCCCAGUCAUUCGUUUGGCAGUUUUAGAGCAGAUCUUUCUGUACGUGCACUCAAUCCCCUGCAUAGAGAUGGAUGCAUGUCACCAGCACAUGGGUGCCAGGUCCUGCAGAUUCUCCCUGUUGCCAAUUCGGACUAUUUUAAUUUCUCAUAGUAGAGUCCUUGAGCAUUAAUGCAUAUCGCAUACAGUUGUUCACUACAGAUUUCAAUCAUUGUAUGCAAUGCAUGUUCAAUUGUCUGUUCUAUUGAACAGCAGAUUCAACAUUAUCACCUGCUGUGCAAAACACAACCAGGUGGUGUUCAGAUUAAAUGUGUCCUUGAGACUUAUCAUCAAAAAUGUAAUGGUUGAUGACCAUUUUAGCCAAGUUAUUUAAAUGAAAAUGGAUCAACUUGUCAUUCAUUGAUUAAAAAUAUUCCUGUUAUACCUCCUGCAAUGUUUUAAUACUAAGCAUUCGUAUUGGUCAAGCAUCCAUUCCAUGAGUAUAUUUUACAAGUGCUUCAUUAACUGCAGCUUUUAUGUGACAUCCUGAGGUCAAUGAUGCUUUGUAAAUUAAUGGUUAUUUAUUCAUUAAUGAGGAGAACCCCCUUCUAAUGCAUUUCUAAGAUUAAUUUGAUUUCCUGUCAAUUGUUUUGUAGUGUACAAUUCUUCAAGUAUUUGAUACAUUGCUCUCUUUAAGUGCCACCUCUCACCAGGUAAAUUCUUAUGGCCGUGUUUUUCACUUCCACUGCGAUUUUAUAUCCAAGGAACAUAUUGGCCAGUUUCUGGAAUUGAGUGGGAGGAUUUUUUUACAUCUUUUGCCAGGACAUAAAUUUAAGUCAAGAGUUCACUUGUUUUAAAGGCAAGUUUACGAUUUAGGACAUUGGGCUUUUCUAUACUUCAACCAAAAUCUUUGAGAUGAAAAGCAAAGUAUUUGUGUGUGUGUGUGUAUAAUAUAACUGAUCAUACAUGGGAAACCUUUAAGUUGUGAACCUGAAUUAUUCCUUUGCAUUUUGCAGAUGAAUUUACAAGUAGAAAGUAUGGUAUAUUGUAGAUGCAAUUUUUAGUAUUAAUAUAUAAAUAGUCUCAUUAAAUGGUGAAUCUGGAUCCUAUAAAAUAUUUAGUAAUGCAGGCAUUGAAUUGAAUUUAGAUGUCUGACUUGGAACAAAAACUUUAAAUGCAAGGUAACAUAAUGAAAAUGCAGGUAUGUUAUUUUCCACUACCUAGAGUGGUUGCUGACAUCUAAACGAAUGACAUUGUGGCAAACUAUUUGUGUAGAAAGAAAAACACUAACCAGUAGUUCAGCACUGAUUUCAAUCAAUUUUCGUUUAAUUUUGCACUUUUUAGAACAUUUGGAGUUCAUUGAAAUGCCUUGCAGGAAUGAGCAUUUGGAAAUCUGGAUAUGUCACCAGCUACCCUAGUCCCAGCAAGAUCGAGAUAUGUAAUUUUAGAAUGGAACAAAAUAUAACAAGCAGUGCUUUUGUCUGUAAUAUGCAGGUGUCUACAUAAUAAGUACAAUUCAGGCAUCGAUUAUAUCUUCUGAGCUUGUUAUGAUAUAAUAGUUGCUUAUGUGGACUGUUGGAAGCAGUCCCCAAAAAUGCUUUAGGUACAUUGUUCUAACCUGUAGAGUCAAAAAAAGCAUGCGGAUAUGCAGGCUCUCAAAAAAUCUUCUCUGAUCCUUGUACAAGUUUGGCACCCAACCACUGUCGCUGCCAGUAGAUCGCUAGAUCAGCUAUACAAUGUGGUUUGGGCUGAUCUCGAGUAACCAAGGGCAAGCAUUCCAAUUGCAGUAGUUAAGACCCAUCUGACCAAAUUGGUCAAACAAUUCACUAGUUAAUGACAAGCACCAUGGAAUUUUGAAAUGUUAUUAACUUGGCAUUGCAUAGUUGGGAAUCCCACCCUUUGUUGUUCUUGUGAUAUCUUCCUGUUUGCAGUGGUGAAUUAAAUUAAUUCAUCUAUAGAUAACAUUAAUACCUUCCAUAUCUAAACUUCCUUGGCACUACAGUAAUGAAAAGUAGUUUACCUUAAUGCUCAUCAAAAUUGAUCUUUUAUCAUCCUGCAUUCUGAAAAGCGCCCCAAUGGAAUAUUAAUGUUGUCAUGUGUAACAUGCUAAAACAUUAAAGGUUCCUGAAGGUGGCAGCUUGAAGAGUGCCUUGUGCAUUUUACACUGCUUUCAUUAUAUUGCAGUUAAAAGCAAUCUGGGUUGAGAAUAGAUUUUUAUUCAGUGGCUAGGUGCGGUGGCGCACAAUACGCUGCUUUAAUCUUUUUUUAUCAUUUGAUUAUUUAUACCAUUUGAGCUGUGUUGGGUGAAGGCCUCUGAAUGUUGGGAUGUAAGAGGCAGGUUGAGAGAAAGCUGUGUAGCAGUGCAGUUGCGUUGAUGUUUGUAAACAAGUGUUUUUCUAGUCAUUUUGCCUGCUUUUGAAUGGUACAAUGUAAAAUUUUGAUCAGUGCUUUAUUUUGUUCACUCAGCCAUGUUAGACAAUGGUCAGUUUUAAGCUGGUAGCUGUGCCAACAGCUGGUGUGUUGCAUUAACUGCAUGCAAAAUAGGAAAUGUGAAGGUUAACAGUUUCUUUUGGGCAACUACCCAGAUAUUGACACUAAUUUGUUUCUUGACAAGAGUUGAGAUCAGAUUAUUUGAUUCGAUGCUCACUGUAUACAUUGUAAUUUAGCUUCCAUCUUAAAAUACAUUUCAUUUGUGUUUUUGAAAAUCUGUUUGCAUAAGCCAGAACGUUCUGUUCCAUUAUCCCAGCUGCAGAAAAUUCAAGCUAUUUAAUUUAAUGUCUUGUUUAAAAUAUAAUUUGUCCAACUUCAGAUGUGGCUUGUACAAUAUACAGUUUUUUGUAACCAAAUGAACCCAGCAAAAAAGUUUUUAUCCUGUACAUGUAUGUUUGUCUGAUUUUAAAAUUCUGUGCAAAUCUUUAACUGUAAAGUCAAAGGAAACUGCUGGCGAUCUGAAUUAUAAAAUGCUGGCAGUCCUCAGCAAGUAGUUCUGAUGGGGUUUGCUGUUUUGGUCAUGUACUGUUCAGAGCAUGCUAAUGCAUGGAUAAAGACUGCUUUUUUUACACUGUGUGUAGGGUGGCCUCACAGGUACAGCUGCUGAGAAACACAAUAGGGUUGGAUAGAAGAGACAUUGGAAUAUUUUUACGAUCAAUAACAUAGUUGGUUUGGGGAAAAUUGAGCAGAAAACAAAUUCAGAAAAUACAACAAAGAUUUUGCAUUGUUAACAAAUGGGGCCCAUAAUGUAAUGCACAAAUUAUUUGAAAGUUACCACUAAAGUGAUUUUGUAAAAAAAAAAUGCACAUGACCUAUUUUGCUAGUAAUAUUUUAAUCCAAUUGUGUGCCAAAUAUUUAAAGAAAACUUAAUUGCUAAGCAAAGCCGUAGUUAUGAAGUGCUCUCUUCUAUAUUCUGUCAAUCAUACUUAAAUACAGAGGUAUUACAUAGUAUGUGUGUACAUAUUGACUCUGUGUACGGUUUUCUAUGUAAAAUUGAAUGUAAAUAAACUGACAUUUUAAAGGUUUUAUUUUUGAAAUGCAUUGGUACUAAAACCCAAGUAGUACUAUCACUGACUUUAUGAAACACUAUCUAAUAUUUUAACAUGUUUUGCCACAUCAGUGUAGUAAUAUUCAAUAGUUUGAUUCAUCCAAUUAUUUUUAGUUAAUAAACUGCCAGCAUAUUGGUUUA
This is a messenger RNA of Amblyraja radiata (thorny skate), 6439 nucleotides long. RefSeq names its product CDC42 effector protein (Rho GTPase binding) 4b (gene cdc42ep4b). The transcript has 2 exons. Gene Ontology annotation, biological process: regulation of cell shape; Rho protein signal transduction; positive regulation of actin filament polymerization. Gene Ontology annotation, molecular function: small GTPase binding. NCBI's taxonomy places the organism in Eukaryota, Metazoa, Chordata, Chondrichthyes, Rajiformes, Rajidae. The record is from RefSeq and is a predicted model, not a curated record. Gene Ontology annotation, cellular component: plasma membrane; cytoplasm; cytoskeleton. Bases 1330 to 2331 code for a protein of 333 amino acids.